Molecule: messenger RNA, 6385 nt
Organism: Nothoprocta perdicaria
Lineage: Eukaryota; Metazoa; Chordata; Aves; Tinamiformes; Tinamidae
Gene: CHD5
Product: chromodomain helicase DNA binding protein 5
Exons: 40
Coding region: 81-5513 (1810 amino acids)
Biological process (GO): negative regulation of transcription by RNA polymerase II; chromatin remodeling
Cellular component (GO): nucleus; chromatin; NuRD complex
Molecular function (GO): ATP hydrolysis activity; histone binding; ATP binding
Source: RefSeq, a predicted model, not a curated record
AGCCAAAACGGAAAAAGAAGGAUGAUGAUGAGGAUGAUGAGGAUGGAGGUCUAAAGGAGCCCAAGAGCUCGGCACAGCUCAUGGAAGAAUGGGGCCUGGACGACGUAGAUUACGUGUUCUCGGAAGAUGACUACCACACUCUGACCAAUUACAAGGCUUUCAGCCAGUUUCUCAGGCCUCUCAUAGCCAAGAAGAACCCCAAGAUCCCCAUGUCCAAGAUGAUGACGGUGCUCGGCGCCAAGUGGCGGGAGUUCAGCGCCAACAACCCGUUCAAGGGCAGCUCGGCGGCGGCGGCGGCAGCGGCRGUUGCCGCYGCGGUGGAGACAGUGGCUGUUGCGGCCCCGCUCGUGGCCAGCCCUCCGCAGCCCGCCUUGCCCACCGUCAUCAGGAAGGCUAAGACCAAGGAGGGCAAAGGCCCGGGUGUGCGGAAGAAGGUCAAGGGCUCCAAAGAUGGGAAGAAAAAAGGAAAGGGGAAAAAGAUGGCAGGCCUCAAGUUCCGCUUCGGAGGAGUCGCCAGCAAGAGGAAAAAGAGCUCGUCCAGUGAAGAGGAGGAACGGGAAGAGUCUGACUUUGACAGUGCCAGCAUCAACAGCUCCUCAGUGCGCUCCGAGUGCUCAGCGGGCCUGGGGAAGAGAGGGAAGAGGAGGAGAAAGAAAAAGAGGACCGAGGAGGGCGACGGCUACGAGACGGACCACCAGGACUACUGCGAGGUGUGCCAGCAGGGCGGCGAGAUCAUCCUGUGCGACACGUGCCCGCGCGCCUACCACCUCGUCUGCCUCGACCCUGAGCUCGAGAAGGCCCCCGAGGGCAAGUGGAGCUGCCCGCACUGCGACAAGGAGGGCAUCCAGUGGGAGCCGAAGGAGGAGGACGAGGAGGAGGAGGACGAGGAGGGCGCGGAGGAGGAGGAGGAUGACCACAUGGAGUUCUGCCGUGUCUGCAAGGACGGAGGGGAGCUGCUGUGCUGCGACACRUGCCCGUCCUCCUACCACCUGCACUGCCUGAACCCGCCGCUGCCGGAGAUACCAAACGGUGAAUGGCUCUGCCCGCGCUGUACAUGCCCUCCGCUGAAGGGCAAGGUGCAGCGCAUCCUGCACUGGGCCUGGAGAGAGCCGCCCGCGCCACUGCCCGCGCCGCCGCUGCCCGGCGCCGAGCCGCCCGCGCCACUGCCCCGGCCGCUGGAGGGCAUCCCUGAGCGCGAGUUCUUCGUCAAGUGGGUCGGCCUCUCCUACUGGCACUGCUCCUGGGUCAAGGAGCUGCAGCUCGAGCUCUACCACACCGUCAUGUACCGCAACUACCAAAGGAAGAACGACAUGGACGAGCCGCCCGCCUUCGACUACGGCUCUGGCGACGAGGACAGCCAGAGGGAGAAGCGCAAGAACAAGGACCCACAGUUCGCCAAGAUGGAGGAGCGGUUCUACCGCUACGGCAUCAAGCCCGAGUGGAUGAUGAUCCACCGCAUCCUGAACCACAGCUUUGACAAGAAGGGAGAUGUUCAUUAUCUGAUCAAGUGGAAGGACCUGCCCUAUGACCAGUGCACCUGGGAGAUUGACGACAUUGACAUCCCGUACUAUGAAAACCUCAAGCAGCUCUACUGGAACCACAGGGAGCUGAUGCUGGGGGAGGACAUGCGCCCGCCAAAGAAGCUGAGCAAGAAGGGAAAGAAGCUGAAAGAGGAGAAGCUAGAGAAGCCCCCUGAAACUCCCCUUGUCGAUCCCACAGUGAAGUUUGACAAGCAGCCGUGGUACAUCGAUGCCACGGGGGGCACGCUGCACCCCUACCAGCUGGAAGGCCUGAACUGGCUGAGGUUUUCCUGGGCCCAAGGCACYGAUACGAUCCUGGCUGACGAGAUGGGGCUGGGCAAGACUGUGCAGACUAUUGUGUUCCUGUACUCGCUGUACAAGGAGGGCCACUCGAAAGGGCCAUACCUGGUCAGUGCCCCUCUCUCCACCAUCAUCAACUGGGAGCGCGAGUUUGAGAUGUGGGCACCCGACUUCUAYGUUGUGACCUACACGGGGGACAAGGAAAGCCGGUCCGUCAUCAGGGAAAACGAGUUCUCCUUUGAAGAUAAUGCCAUCCGGAGUGGAAAGAAGGUCUUUCGGAUGAAGAAGGAAGCCCAGAUCAAGUUCCAUGUCCUGCUCACGUCCUAUGAGCUGAUCACUAUUGACCAGGCGGUGCUGGGCUCGAUCGAGUGGGCCUGUCUGGUGGUGGAUGAAGCGCACAGGCUGAAGAACAACCAGUCCAAAUUCUUUAGGGUAUUAAAUAGCUACAAAAUCGAUUACAAGCUGCUGCUCACCGGGACUCCCCUGCAGAACAACUUGGAAGAGCUCUUCCACCUGCUCAAUUUCCUGACUCCAGAGAGGUUUAAUAACCUGGAGGGCUUCCUGGAGGAGUUUGCMGACAUCUCCAAGGAGGACCAGAUCAAGAAGCUGCACGAUCUGCUGGGUCCGCACAUGCUGCGGCGGCUCAAGGCAGACGUGUUCAAGAACAUGCCCGCCAAGACCGAGCUCAUCGUGCGCGUGGAGCUUAGCCAGAUGCAGAAGAAGUACUACAAGUUUAUCCUGACAAGGAAUUUUGAAGCCUUGAAUUCCAAAGGUGGUGGGAACCAAGUCUCCUUGCUCAACAUCAUGAUGGACCUGAAGAAAUGCUGUAAUCAUCCGUACCUCUUCCCCGUGGCAGCUGUGGAAGCUCCGGUUCUGCCCAAUGGAUCCUAUGAUGGGAAUUCUUUGGUUAAGUCUUCUGGAAAGCUGAUGCUUCUCCAAAAGAUGCUGAAGAAGUUACGGGAUGGCGGGCACAGGGUUCUCAUCUUCUCCCAGAUGACGAAGAUGCUGGACCUGCUGGAGGAUUUCCUGGAGUAUGAGGGCUACAAGUAYGAGCGCAUAGACGGGGGCAUCACGGGAGGCCUGCGCCAGGAAGCCAUAGACAGGUUUAACGCUCCUGGUGCUCAGCAGUUCUGCUUUCUGCUCUCUACCCGUGCUGGUGGUCUGGGCAUAAACCUUGCUACAGCCGACACGGUCAUUAUUUACGAUUCUGACUGGAAUCCCCACAAUGACAUCCAGGCCUUCAGCCGGGCCCACCGCAUCGGGCAGAACAAGAAGGUGAUGAUCUACCGCUUCGUGACCCGCGCCUCCGUCGAGGAGCGCAUCACGCAGGUGGCCAAGAGGAAGAUGAUGCUCACCCAUUUGGUGGUGCGGCCGGGCCUCGGCUCAAAGUCGGGCUCCAUGACCAAGCAGGAGCUGGACGACAUCCUCAAGUUUGGCACGGARGAGCUCUUUAAGGAUGACGUGGAAGGCGCCAUGUCCCAGGGCCAGCGCCUCGGCGUGCCGGACGCCGUCACCCCUUUCCCCGACACCCUGUCCGCCAAGGGCGGCGCAGCGACCCCCGGCAUGAAGAAGAAGCACGGGGGCACCCCCCCAGGAGACAACAAGGAUGUGGAUGACAGCAGUGUGAUUCACUACGAUGAUGCUGCCAUCUCCAAGCUUCUGGACCGGAAUCAGGAUGCGACUGAUGACACRGAGCUGCAGAACAUGAACGAGUAUCUGAGCUCCUUUAAAGUGGCCCAGUAUGUUGUGAGAGAAGAGGAUGGUGUGGAGGAGGUAGAACGUGAGAUCAUCAAGCAGGAGGAGAACGUAGACCCUGACUACUGGGAAAAGCUGCUCCGGCACCACUAUGAGCAGCAGCAGGAAGAUCUGGCCAGGAACCUGGGGAAAGGCAAGAGAAUUCGCAAGCAGGUCAACUACAACGAUGCCUCGCAAGAGGACCAAGAGUGGCAGGACGAGCUCUCUGACAACCAGUCUGAGUACUCCAUCGGCUCUGAGGAUGAGGAUGAGGACUUUGAAGAGAGACCAGAAGGUCAGAGUGGCAGAAGGCAGUCCCGGCGACAGCUGAAGAGCGACCGCGACAAACCUCUCCCUCCCUUGCUGGCGAGAGUCGGGGGCAAUAUCGAGGUUCUUGGCUUCAACGCGCGUCAGCGCAAGGCGUUCCUCAAUGCCAUCAUGCGGUGGGGCAUGCCCCCCCAGGACGCCUUCAAUUCGCACUGGCUGGUCCGYGACCUGCGAGGGAAGAGCGAGAAGGAGUUCAGGGCUUACGUCUCCCUGUUCAUGAGGCACUUGUGUGAGCCGGGAGCAGACGGUGCGGAAACCUUUGCAGAUGGCGUUCCCCGGGAAGGGUUGUCGCGCCAGCACGUGCUGACUCGGAUAGGAGUUAUGUCACUAGUAAGGAAGAAGGUCCAGGAGUUUGAACACGUCAACGGGAAGUACAGCACCCCGGACCUCGUUGUCGAAGGCGCAGAGGGCAGGAAGGGCAGCGAGGUGGUUUCCUCGGACCCCAACACUCCCGUGCCAGCCAGCCCAGCGCACGCGCAUGCAGGGCCUGUGGCCCCUGCAGAGAAAGCCGAAAUUCAACUGGGCUUCCAGGACGAAAAGGAUCAAGUGGAGCAGAAGUCCAAGAAGGUGCCCGAGAGCCAGGUGCCCGCAAGUGCCGAGAAGGUGGAAAGGGAAGAACACCUAGAAGGCUUUGACAGCAAGGAGAAGACAGAAGAGAAGCAAGAGGAGAGCGGGGGGGCUGAGCCUUCUGCGGAGCCUCCGGGGAGAGAUGAGGCGAUUAGAGAAAAAGAGAAGCCCCUGGAGAAGUCGGAGUUGAGCAGCAGCCCAGAGGAUGCCAAGGUGGAAGAGAAGGAGCAGAAUGAGACUCAACAAAAUGGUGAAAAAGAGGAAGAAGAGGAAGGAAAGAAGGAAGAGAGGAAUGCAAACUUCAGAUUCAUGUUCAACAUUGCAGACGGUGGCUUUACAGAGUUGCACACGCUCUGGCAGAACGAGGAAAGAGCUGCCAUCUCCUCUGGCAAGAUCUACGAUAUCUGGCACCGGAGACACGACUACUGGCUGCUGGCGGGAAUUGUCACGCACGGCUAUGCCCGCUGGCAGGACAUCCAGAACGACCCGCACUAUGUCAUCCUGAACGAGCCCUUCAAGUCCGAGAUACACAAGGGGAACUACCUGGAGAUGAAGAACAAGUUCCUUGCACGGCGCUUCAAGCUGCUGGAGCAGGCGCUGGUGAUAGAGGAGCAGCUGCGGCGGGCUGCGUACCUCAACAUGACUCAAGACCCCARCCACCCRGCCAUGGCCCUGAACGCGCGUCUGGCUGAGGUGGAGUGCCUUGCCGAGAGCCACCAGCACCUCUCCAAAGAGUCCCUGGCCGGCAACAAGCCCGCCAACGCCGUGCUGCACAAAGUGCUGAACCAGCUCGAGGAGCUGCUGAGCGACAUGAAGGCCGACGUGACGCGCCUGCCCUCCAUGCUGUCGCGCAUCCCGCCCGUGGCCGCCCGCCUGCAGAUGUCCGAGCGCAGCAUCCUGAGCCGCCUGGCCACGCGGGGAGGAGAGCCCGCCGUGCAGCAGGGCUCCUUUGGCUCCUCCCAGAUCUACAGCAACAACUUUGGGCCAAAUUUCCGAGGUCCGGGGCCUGGUGGGAUUGUCAACUACAGUCAGAUGCCUCUGGGACCCUACGUGACCGAUAUUUAGCCGUGUCCAAGAUUUCCUUCUGCAGUUCUCAUYUCCACCUGAGCCUCCGAUGCUCCAGCGGAGCCUGGCCACGGAUACGCGCGGAAGACGAGCUCUGCUCCCGCCAUGCCGGCCUCCUGCGUGCCCGCCGCGCCUGCCCACGACAAGACCGGCUCCAGGGCAUCUCAUUCCCUUGUACAUUUUUUGCACUUUCUUAUUGAAGACUUGAAGAGUUUGUCUGGAAGAUGUGGGAUCAAGUAAGAAGGGAUAUGGAGAAUCAGUAUUUAUGUCUGUUUUUAUGGAGACGUGUCGGGUUUAAAGGGAGACCUGGUGGAAGCGCUGUUCUCGUGCAGUUACUCGCCGCUGACCGUGAGGAGCUCGCCUCCGUUCUGUGUAAUCCUCCUUUUUGUCCGUUUUGUGCUGGAGCGAAUGCAUGUGCCCCGCGAGCCCCGCGGCCGCCCGGCCGGGCGCCCCCCACGCUCUGGCCCGACGUGGACCCCGUUCCCGGGGCGCUGCGGCCCCCUGCGCCCCUCUGCUUCCCCAGUGCUCGUCUCGUGUCCCCAUGGGAAGGGCGCAACGGGGCCGGCCUCGGGAGCGGCUCCCACACCGGGGCCUGCAGGGCUUUCCACAGGGAGCAGGAUUCGCUCCCGGCACGGCCGGGAACACCUGGGCCAUGCGAGUGGCGCCAGCAGCUCCCUGGAGCUCCCRGCUGGCCGCCGCUCCGGAGGCUUCGGGAGAGCCCCGGGGCAGCGCUCGGGCACGAGCGGCCCUGGAGCGUGUGGGGAUGGUGGUGGCGGGUCUGGCCCCUGCCCCAGCGCWGGGACUUCAGCACCACGGCUUGUGGCCCUGUAGCCAACGCAAUCACAUUUACUUUGUACUCUGUGUGUUUCUGU